Molecule: messenger RNA, 3057 nt
Organism: Trypanosoma conorhini
Lineage: Eukaryota; Euglenozoa; Kinetoplastea; Trypanosomatida; Trypanosomatidae
Product: putative zinc finger protein
Exons: 1
Coding region: 1-3057 (1018 amino acids)
Molecular function (GO): metal ion binding
Source: RefSeq, a predicted model, not a curated record
AUGUCUUCUGGCGAGAAGGAACGGGAUGCACUCGAGACUGGCGUGCCGGAGUCGGGUGCCGCGGAGGAGCGCGACGUGAAGCGAGGUGCGGGAAGCAGCAAUGGUGGUGAGGCGGCAACGGCGGCGCCAACAUCACAGCAGCAACAGCAGCAACCGUCGGGCGAUGGCGGCCCAUCGGAGGAAGAGGGUCGGGACCACAGGUCGGCGACUAUCGCUCAUAUCCAGCAGAACUUUGGUGUCAUGGCCCGUGUGUUAGAACGGGAGGUGUUCCGACGAGGGUUGAUAAAUAGUAGUGUGGAGGAGAUGUACUCAGUUUUUUCUAUGAAAAGUACUGCUCUACUCGAGUUUCUUAUAACCGAAACGGAUCAGCAUGCUUUGCACGCGCAGAUUUUGGAAAUGUUGCUGACGAUCCUGGAGCCUACGUACGGCAUUGAGCAUGCACGAAUGCUGGUGGCCAUAAUGGAUCAGUCUGUCGCUGACUUGUACUUGUUCCAGGCGCUACUCUCAACAUCCUCACUGGACACUUUGGUUCAGAGAGCGGAGGAGUUCAUGGACCCCCCGACACGGUCCGUCGGGUCAGGCAUGAGCGGUGGUAUCCCUGGGAACUAUAGUGGUGUGCCAAGUGAGAAUGUGCGUGGCGUGCAGCCGACAUACAACAAUGCGUCGGCGCCUGUGCGCUCCUCCUACGCGGAGUUCGGCAAGGACCGGCGUGUGGAGCCAGCAAUGGAGCCAAACAUACCUCGUGGAGCCAAUACCUACACCGAAGGUGGUGGCGUUCCAACCCCCAGUCAACCAGAGGAUGAGCCGAUGCCAGCAGUUACCUCGGGUUGGGCAAAUGUGCAGCGAAAGCAUGUCGAGCAUGACCGUGAGGUGCCUGUUCAUCAUUACCAGCAGCAGCAGCAGCAGCAGCAUCAGCAGCCACAGCCACAGCCACAACACUUACAACAUCGAGUCCCUUUUAAUCCAUUCCUUCAUCAGCAACGGCAACAGCCUCCAAACGUAGCUCAUCAUCACCAGGUGGUUGUAGGAACGGGUCCGAUGGGAUUACAGCAGCAGCAACAGCAACAGCAACUCCAGCAACAGCAACCGGAGAACCAUCAACCGGAUUCUUUCCCACGUGCACCGGUGGUACAGGGGCCGCAGAAGAGGAUGAUGGAUCGCGUGUCCCCUGGCACGCAAGAGUCCGAGGACGCACAUCUGCGAGGAGCAAUGUGGCGGGGCCCCCUUCCUCCACCGGGUGCCCAGCACGACGCCGUAACGGUACCGCAGCCCUCAUAUCACCCCCAAAACCAAUCGUCACCGCCUACGCUACACCCAAACCAGCAUCAGCUUGCCACUCCUAAUUCCCCAACGCAUUCAAGAUUUCUGCUGCAUCACCGUCACGUCACCGCGCAUUUUGCACCACCGGUUUCCAUGGGAAAACAAGCAUCGCCGCAACCUGCAAUGCAGUUGUCCCCACAGCUGACCCCACAGCCUGUGACGACGAAAACAGCGGCAGCGGCAACGGCAACGGCAGCUGUGUCAAUUUCCAACCCGCAGCGGGUGAUGGUUCCCCAUCAUCAUCAUCAUCAUCAUCAUCAUCAUGAUAUUCCGCCCCCACAUCUUAUGAUGCCCAGAGUCUCGCCCCCAUCGCAAACCACCAAGUCUGUCGCGAAGCCGGAACCUGUGAACUCAUCUGAGACAACGCCUGUGGUCCACAAUGCAGAGGCUGCUGUGCCACAGCUGAAGCCGCAUCAUUUUCAUCAUAUUCCUUCUAUCCAAAAGGUUGUGCGCCAGCCUCCACCUAAUGUGAGCAUGUCAGCAUCAGUGGGUGUUGGCGGUGCUGGCGCUGCUGGCGGUGGGUUUAGUGGUGGAGGGAGUGAGGCGCCUUCUCAUGGGAUUAUGAUUCCCACGCACCAUCAUAUGCUACAUCACUUUCAGCAGAUCAGACCGGUGGUCCAGCCGCAGCAGCAACAGUAUCGACAAUCUCCUUCGUCCGCCCCAGGCCCGAUGUCUAUCGACGCGCUUAGCAAUGAAGAAAUGAACUGGGCCUCGUCGGAGACAGCAACAAUGUUGUCGGGCUCACAGGAGAUUCGCUGCUUCUUUCGAGAGCGAGGUGUGACGGAGCCCGUCGUCAAUGUCAUUGCCAAAAUGUUCCUUUCAAUGGAGGAAUUGAUGGCAAUUCCUCGUGAAGCGCUUGACGAGAGACUAAGGAAAGAAGGCGUGUCUGCCAAUAAUCGGCAGUAUGUUUGGGCCGCAUUGCACCCAAGCGAAAAGACAACUUCUGAAAAGGACGUUCCUGAAAUGAGUGAGCUACGCAACUUCAUCCACUCUAAUUCCAUCCACAAUAACAUGUCUCAGGAGGGAGACGAUGAGAAUGCAACGGCUAAAGGUGGUCGCACUGGCAAAACGAUGCUCCAAGUACCUCAACCUAGAACGUCUCAGGGUAAACCACCACAGUCAGGAAAGGUAGGGGAAUAUUACGCGGUUAUUUGGGUCUCUUUGGUUCGUGCAUGGCAACUUCAAACUGUGCUUGGGGAGUUGUCCAAGUACGGCAAGGUGCUGCAGCAUGGAACAUCUUCUCGUAGGCGCGAUCUGGUUUACUUCAAGUUGGGUGAGCACAAGAAUGAACUUCAGAUGGUGCGAAAAAUAGGGGGCGCUGUUGUGGAAGACUACUAUCGUGUGUCUCCAGGGGACGUAGAUGACGGCGCCCCGCCAACGCCGACGGGACGUUCCGAGGAGGCUGAUGACAAUGGUUCCAGUAAAAUCGUCGGCCAGAAGGCUGGCGCUGGGCUGCAGCCUUACCCGCAGCAUCCUCAGCAACCCUCCGCGAACCGUGGCGAGUACGGGGUGGCGGACGAGGAAGACAUGGAUGGGGACGAAGGCCGAACUCACCGCAAGGGGAGUGGGGUGCGGCACACUAGAGGGCGGGGUCGCGGUGGGCAUCACGGCUACCAUCAUCAUCGACACUCAGAAGGAAGCCACCAGACAAUCUGCAAAUUCUUCAGUAAAGGGACGUGUAAGUACGGUGAUCGUUGUCAGUUUUUCCACCCGGCGAAGCAUGCGAGUCGGUCGUGA